Messenger RNA from Penicillium cataractarum, 519 nucleotides. RefSeq lists its product as uncharacterized. The record is from RefSeq and is a predicted model, not a curated record. Bases 1 to 519 code for a protein of 172 amino acids. The transcript has a single exon. NCBI's taxonomy places the organism in Eukaryota, Fungi, Ascomycota, Eurotiomycetes, Eurotiales, Aspergillaceae.
AUGUCCUGGCCUCGAUCGCAGCUUCUAGAAAUUGGUGAUCAGACAUGGUGCCCUUCAUGGCUUCAUCAACAUGAGCAAUUCUCUCUCACUCGAUUGUGGAAUCUUAAAGUACCCGGAUGGAGCCGCGGAAGUCUCGCGACGCAGGCAUGUUCAGUGGUCGAGGAGCAUCUGCAAGAUCUUUCUUCUUACACGAUAUUGGAUAUUUGCGCUGGCGCUGGCGGUCCUACCCCGGUGCUCGAAUCUGAGAUCAAUAAAAAGCUUGAGUCUGAAGGCAAGAAACCCGUUCAGUUCAUCCUGAGUGAUCUUUAUCCCCACCACGAAGAAUGGAGUCGCAUCUCGAAGAAACAACAAAAUGUGACAUACAUUGAGAACCGAGUCGAUGCACGAGCUGCUCCUCGAUUUGCGGCGAAAGGCAUGAAAGAGUGUCGAAUUUUCAAUAUCUGCUUCCACCACUUUGCAGACGAGGAUGCAGCGGGCAUUCUGAAGAAUAACAUUGAGUCUGCCGACGCAUUUAUGUGA